Messenger RNA from Gopherus evgoodei (Goodes thornscrub tortoise), 1250 nucleotides. Its product is annotated as ribonuclease-like. Lineage: Eukaryota; Metazoa; Chordata; Testudines; Testudinidae. The transcript has 2 exons. Gene Ontology annotation, molecular function: nucleic acid binding. The record is from RefSeq and is a predicted model, not a curated record. The coding region runs from base 159 to 665 and encodes 168 amino acids.
GGGCCCUACAUCUACCCCACAAGGAGCACAGGAAGCCCUUUACAGCAGCAAAUGACAAUUUUCUAGGACAUUGGUGUCCCAGUUAAGCGUGUAUCGGUCGGUUGUAUCAGCAUUGGGUGGUGAGGAAGACAGCUUUGCUUCUGUGCAGCUCACCCGCGAUGGAUAUCCCUCCACCAAAGCAGAUGUUGACAAUUGGGAUUGGCAUGUGGAUGAAGGUCGAUCCAGUGACAGACACUGCCAUGGCUCUGAAGAGACCAUCCCCCAUGGUCCUGCUGCCCCUCGCCCUGCUGGUUGCCUGCCUGGCCCUGGCCAGUGGGCAGCCAUGGAAUCUCUUGAAUGACAGAUUCCAGAGACAGCACGUGAACAACCCCAAGAACGAAGCUCCCAGCAACAGAGCCUACUGCAAGAUGAUGAUGGUGGACCGGGGAGUAAUCUGGAAGUACACCAAUACCUUCAUCCAUGAGCCCGUCAACACUAUCAAUGCCGUCUGCAAGGACGAUGGCAUACCCGUUGGGGGCUUCAAUCGCCAGAGCAAGAAGACCUUCAAAAUCACCACCUGCACAUUUAACAUCUUGACCUUCUCUUUCAAUGGACUCAAUGGCACAAGCAAAAUUGUCCUCACCUGCUUGAAUGGACUCCCUGUGAGAUUUGUGAGGUACAUUUAGGACCCAGCCAGGGUGCGGAAGGCAAGAAGGGAACCCUGCUGCUUGCUCUAACCCUACUCUGUCCCUUCCAAACUGGCCACGGCACCUGGCUCCUCACCCACCUCUAAACACUAGUGAGAUGGUAUACGUGUUUCCACCCCUCAACCUCUGCUGCCCCUAGUGACCAUUACACAAUAUAGACACCCACUCCCUGUCCUCACCUUGUGCUUCCCCUAGUGUCCAUUAUACUGUAUAGCCACCGCUUCCCCACCGCUCACCCUCUGCUGUUCUUAGUGACCACUAUACUGUAUAGCUGGCCCUUCCCUGCCCCUCACCCUCUACUGUUCCUAAUGGCCACUAUAUUGUAUAGCUAGCCUUUCCCUGCCCCUCACCCUCUGCUGUUCCUAGUGGCCACUAUACUGUAUAGCUGGCCCUUCCCCAUCUUGUUAACCCUACUGUCACAUGGUGGCCAUCUAAAAGCCUAUCCUUAAAUUAAGAAUUAUUAAUCAGUUUCAUGGUCUUGUAUUGCGUAUUCAGCCUGAUCAUAAGCAAUCCUCAUAUAUGUCAAGAUUUAGUGUUAUUGGUCGUUUGCUUCACUUUUUUUCC